AUAAAAUUAAAACACCAAAACCAAACCCUACCAUUUGUUUAGAAGUUCUGAGAUCAGAAGUUUUCAGAAAGGAAGGGGAAGAAAGAAUACAAAAGCAUUGAAGAUCGAAGAUGGGUUCUGGGGCUGGAAAUUUCCUUAAGGUUAUUCUUAAGAACUUUGAUGUUCUUGCUGGGCCAGUUAUUAGUCUUCUCUACCCCCUAUAUGCCUCAGUCAGGGCGAUCGAGUCCGAGUCUCGAGAAGAUGACAGACAAUGGCUUACAUAUUGGGUUCUCUAUUCCAUGAUUACAUUGAUGGAGCUCACUUUUGCCAAAGUCAUUGAAUGGAUUCCCAUCUGGUCCUAUGCAAAGCUGAUUUUCACUUGCUGGCUGGUCAUUCCGUACUUCUCUGGCGCUGCCUAUGUUUACGAGCAUUAUUUGCGACCUUUCUUUCUGAACCCACAACAGACAAUUAACAUCUGGUAUAUUCCAAGGAAGAAGGACUUCUUCAGUAAGCCGGAUGAUAUUUUAACGGCUGCAGAGCGAUACAUUGAGGAGAAUGGAACUGAUGCAUUUGAGAAGCUCAUUCAUCGGGCUGAUAAGUCGAGGAGUAGCAGUUAUGGUUACAUAUACGAUGAUGAUGGCUACAGGCAUUGAUCCUUAUGGCUCCUGUAUAUUUUGCUGUCAAGAGAAAGCUGCAUGUGCAUCCGGUAUCACACGAGAGAGACUUCUUAUUUGUGUGCAUAACUCUUUGAAUGUUUGUCUAUGGUUUAUGUAAUUAUCUAAAUUUGCUUGUUAAAUAAUGCAAGUUUCUAAAUACUUUCUCAAA
This is a messenger RNA of Hibiscus syriacus, 804 nucleotides long. Its product is annotated as HVA22-like protein a. The transcript is spliced from 5 exons. Bases 111 to 632 code for a protein of 173 amino acids. NCBI's taxonomy places the organism in Eukaryota, Viridiplantae, Streptophyta, Magnoliopsida, Malvales, Malvaceae. The record is from RefSeq and is a predicted model, not a curated record.